This is a messenger RNA of Gossypium raimondii (Peruvian cotton), 1157 nucleotides long. Its product is annotated as GDSL esterase/lipase At5g45920. NCBI's taxonomy places the organism in Eukaryota, Viridiplantae, Streptophyta, Magnoliopsida, Malvales, Malvaceae. The coding region runs from base 354 to 1046 and encodes 230 amino acids. The record is from RefSeq and is a predicted model, not a curated record. Gene Ontology annotation, molecular function: hydrolase activity, acting on ester bonds. The transcript is spliced from 5 exons.
UAUCACGGUUCCUCUGAGAGAAUUUAACGUAAAGUCUAAAACCCACUCAUCCAUAUCAAUUCCAAACCAUGGCAAAUCUCAUCGUUGGUUCCAAUAAAAGCUAUAGUUUACUGUUUAAAUAUUGCUCUGGUCAUUGGUUAGAUUUGAAGGGGAAAAAAGAAAGAACCAAAAAGCCAAAAAAAAUCCGACCAAAACCUUCCUUUCUUUAACCUUGACUUCUUGUCUGUAUUUCCUCUCUCCUUUUAGGGUGCAAAUAAGUUGGCGAGCAUUUAAUAAUACCCAUCUUUUCUGUGACAAACACAAGGCAAUUCAUAGCUACUGAUAAGCUCCUCCUUAGCCCUUUGUUUGUAAACAUGAGGCCAAAGAUCUAUCAGUUUGGAGACUUUAUCACGGAGUCUUUCGGUGAUGGCGGUUGGGGCGCUUCUCUUGCCAACCAUUUCUCUCGCACGGUAGAUGUGGUGCUGAGAGGGUACAGUGGAUACAAUAAAAGGUUGGCGUUGAAGAUAGUUGAUAGGGUAUUUCCAGGGGCGGAAAGCUCUGGUGCGGCGGCGCCACUUGCAGUAACGGUGUUCUUUGGAGCUAACGACGCUUGCCUUCCCGAUAGAUACGGUGCUUUCCAACACGUGCCGCUUGAUGAGUACAAGCGGAAUCUCCACUCUAUCGUCGCCUCUCUCAAGAAGCGGUGGCCAAGUACUUUGAUUCUCCUAAUUACACCUCCUCCAAUUGAUGAAGUUCAACGCAUUAGACAUCCUUACGUUGAGAAUCCAUUGGGUUUGCCGGAGAGGACAAAUGAAGCUGCCGGGGCUUUUGCCAAGGCAUGUGUUGAAACUGCUGGAGAAUGUGGAAUUUCAGUGGUAGAUCUCUGGACCAGGAUGCAGCACUAUCCUGAUUGGCGCAAUGCUUUUCUUAGUGAAAUACAUUUGGUAGUGUCUGAAGACGUAGGCGUAAUUUACAAAACGUCGUUAAAUUUUUGGUGUUCUUUAUUGUUUUUAUUUAUUUUUCAAUAUUUUGUAGGAUAUAAUUGUAGUGAUAUAGUGUGCUAUUAAAUUACAUUGUAGGGAGAUUCUAUAUAAUAGGUUGGGUUUUAAUUGGGACCAUUUAUGACGCUUCCAAUCAUUCAUGACAAUUAAAGUUAGUGUGAUUUUCUAGUACAAUAA